This is a messenger RNA of Sphaerodactylus townsendi, 1719 nucleotides long. Its product is annotated as transmembrane emp24 domain-containing protein 10-like. The transcript is spliced from 5 exons. The coding region runs from base 265 to 903 and encodes 212 amino acids. Gene Ontology annotation, biological process: endoplasmic reticulum to Golgi vesicle-mediated transport; Golgi organization; intracellular protein transport. Gene Ontology annotation, cellular component: COPI-coated vesicle; Golgi apparatus; COPII-coated ER to Golgi transport vesicle. Lineage: Eukaryota; Metazoa; Chordata; Lepidosauria; Squamata; Sphaerodactylidae. The record is from RefSeq and is a predicted model, not a curated record.
UGGAGAGCGCCACGUCGGAUGUGAACGAAGCGGGCUGGGUGUGCACCCGCCGAGAGAGUGAUAGAGGAAUCCGCGGCUGGGACCGCGCUUGGAGGCCGGGCUUGUGCGCACCACCAGGGCAUCAUCCGGCCCAGCGCUGGCUGGAAAGGAUCGUCCGGGGAGGGGGGCUUGCACGGGAAGCAAAGGACCUCGGGGGAACCUGUCUGGGUUCAGUUUGGGGGCUGCAGCCUGCAGGACAAGAGGCUCGGUUGGACCUGGUCAGCCAUGCGAGUGGCCGGGCUGCUGGGUCCCUUGGCGCUGAUGCUGGCGCUGGGGGCGGGCGGGUGCCACGGGCUGUCUUUCCACUUGCCCCCCCAGACCCGCAAAUGCCUUAAAGAGGAGCUGCACCGCGACGUGAUGGUCACGGGAGAGUACGAAGUCUCCGAGGCGUCUGCUCCGGGUAUCCGGACAGAUCUCCGGGUCACCGACUCUUCCGGACACACUCUGUACUCCAAGGACGAUGCCAAGAAGGGGAAAUUUGCCUUCACCACGGACAACUAUGAAAUCUAUGAAAUCUGCUUUGAGAGCCACGGACAGUCAGGAAAUUUCCGGAUCCCAGACCAACUGAUCUCCCUUAAUAUAAAGCAUGGUGUGGAGGCACGAAAUUACGAUGAUAUUGCUAAGGCAGAGAAACUAAAGCCCCUAGAGGUGGACCUGCGUCGGCUUGAAGACCUUUCAGAAUCCAUCGUUAAAGAUUUUGCCUUCAUGAAGCAACGCGAGGAGGAGAUGCGAGACACCAAUGAAUCUACGAGCGCUCGCGUCUUCUGCUUCAGCAUCUUCUCCAUGUUAUGUCUGGUGGGCCUGGCCACCUGGCAGGUCUUCUAUCUCCGGCGUUUCUUCAAAGCCAAGAAACUCAUCGAGUGAUCGAGCUCCAGCCAGGGAGUGGGGGAGGGACAAUGCAAAGAAGAGAUGCUCCCACUCCCCCCACCUGAUUUCUUCCUGGUCUGUGAACCGCGACUCGUCAGAGUUGUCCCACCCACCUAUUUUGAUCCGCUCCUGAGCAGACUGGAUUUUUUUUUUCCUCAGGAUUUUUCUCAGCGAGGAUCCUUGAGGGGACAUUGCAGCCCCUGGACUGCAUCUGCUCCAGCUGGAAUGGGAGCCUGUCAUCAGAAAAGCAUGGGUUUUGGAUGCCAGACAUAAAAACCAUUUGCCCCCCUUUUUUUCUGGUGUGGACCAUGCCGUUCUUUUCCCCAUGGGGUUGAGGGAUCUCUAAGUAGACUGUAAUUUAAGUUCCCAACUGCUGAAUGCACUAAGGAAAUUUUGGGAAAUAAUAAAUUUUGAUUCAUAGAUAUUACUGCUGUCUGGGUGCGGGGGGAGAUGGAGGAGGCUUGGUCGUCUUCUGGGGAUAAGAUCAUGGUACUCUACAGCUGCAAUCCUAAGCACAUUUCCUGGGGAGUCCAUUCUAUUGAACUCAGUGGGACUUGCUUCUGAGUGUACGUGCUUAGGAUUGUGCUGUACAGAACCUAGGAAAGGUGGAGCCAGGAUAGCAUAGGUGUGAGGAUGUUGGGCUAGGAUCUGGGGGGCCCAAGUUCAGAACCCUACUCUGCUAUGGAAGCUCGCUGGGUGACUUUGGGUCACUCUCUCUCUCUACCUCGCAGGGUUGUUUCGAGGAUACAGUGUAUGGGGAGAGAACAGUGUAUGAUACCCAGGAUGGGUAGGAUAAAAUGUACUCAAUAAAUG